Messenger RNA from Olea europaea var. sylvestris, 1966 nucleotides. RefSeq names its product 3-ketoacyl-CoA synthase 11-like. Bases 213 to 1748 code for a protein of 511 amino acids. NCBI's taxonomy places the organism in Eukaryota, Viridiplantae, Streptophyta, Magnoliopsida, Lamiales, Oleaceae. Gene Ontology annotation, molecular function: acyltransferase activity, transferring groups other than amino-acyl groups. Gene Ontology annotation, biological process: fatty acid biosynthetic process. The transcript has 3 exons. Gene Ontology annotation, cellular component: membrane. The record is from RefSeq and is a predicted model, not a curated record.
CCAACCCAAUUCCUAGUCAUUUCGCCUAUACAUACAACUCAUUUUACAUUCUCUAUAUAUAAACAAAUUGUUGGUUUUCUGAGGAAGUAUGUUUAUCGUUAAAAAAAGAAGGGCAGCUUCUGCUUCUGCUUCUGCUUGUUUCAGAUUUCAUGAAAAUUUGAGUUGAAUUAUCAGAUAAUCUAAGAAAAGAAAGUUGAAGUAAAAUCCCAAAAAUGAGUGAAUCAGAAGCCAAAACACCCUUGAUCCCGCCCUCAUCUUCGCGAAAGCUUCCAGAUUUCAAACAAUCUGUGAAAUUGAAAUAUGUGAAGCUUGGAUACCAUUACCUCAUAACCCAUGGAAUGUUCCUGUUUCUGUCCCCUCUGGUGGCGGUUGUUGCGGCCCAGUUGUCUUCCUUUUCGUUCGAAGACCUUUGUGUUCUUUGGGAUCAUCUCAGAUUCAAUCUCAUAUCCGUUAUAGUAUGCUCGGCCCUCUUGGUUUUUCUAUCAACGGUGUAUUUCCUCACGCGCCCUCGCCCUGUAUACCUGGUGAAUUUCUCGUGUUAUAAGCCUGAAGAUGACAGGAAAUGCAGUAGGCAGGCUUUCAUGGAGAAAUCACUGAUGACUGGUUCGUUUGCUAAGGAAAAUAUCGAGUUCCAGACGAAGAUUCUUGAGAGGUCGGGACUUGGUGACUCGACUUAUCUCCCUGAUGCUGUGUUGAGGGUACCACCAAAUCCAUGUAUGGCAGAAGCUAGGAAAGAAGCUGAAACUGUAAUGUUUGGUGCCAUUGAUGAGCUUCUUUCCAAAACCCUUGUAAAACCAAAGGACAUCGGGAUUUUGAUUGUGAACUGCAGCCUGUUUAAUCCAACGCCUUCUUUGUCUGCUAUGGUUAUUAACCAUUACAAGCUCAGGGGAAACAUAGUUAGUUACAAUCUAGGUGGGAUGGGUUGCAGUGCUGGUUUGAUCUCGAUUGAUCUUGCAAAAGAUCUUCUACAAGUUCGUCCGAAUACUUAUGCUCUGGUAAUCAGCAUGGAGAAUAUUACACUGAAUUGGUAUUUUGGGAAUGAGAGAUCAAUGCUCGUAUCAAAUUGUCUUUUUCGGAUGGGAGGGGCUGCCAUUUUGCUGUCAAACAAAUCAUCUGAUCGCUCUCGAUCCAAGUAUCAAUUGGUCCAUACUGUUAGAACCCACAAAGGUUCAGACGAUAAAUGCUUUUCUUGUGUAACACAAUUGGAGGAUUCCAAUGGGAAAGUUGGGGUUUCUCUGUCGAAGGAUUUGAUGGCAGUAGCUGGUGAUGCUUUAAAGACAAAUAUUACAACUUUGGGUCCUCUUGUGCUCCCCAUGUCCGAACAGUUGCUUUUCUUUGCCACUUUGAUUGGGAGAAAGCUGCUUAAGAUGAAAUUGAAGCCUUAUAUCCCAGAUUUCAAAUUGGCUUUUGAACAUUUCUGUAUUCAUGCUGGUGGAAGAGCAGUGUUGGACGAACUAGAGAAAAACCUGCAGCUAUCCAAUUGGCACAUGGAGCCUUCAAGAAUGACACUUUAUCGAUUUGGUAAUACCUCAAGCAGCUCUCUUUGGUACGAAUUGGCGUAUUCAGAAGCCAAAGGAAGGAUUAAGAGGGGAGACAGGACAUGGCAGAUAGCUUUUGGUUCUGGGUUCAAAUGCAAUAGUGCAGUGUGGAAAGCUCUUAGGACUAUAAAUCCUGCCAAGGAGAAGAACCCGUGGAUAGAUGAAAUUCACAAGUUCCCUGUGGAGGUUCCGAAGGUCUCAGCUCUUUAACAUUUCAAGCUGAACUCCCUUCAUCUAGACUAUAUCGUUUGGUUGUGGUUCAUUAGUAAAUAAUUUCUUGUCUGUUUUAAGGCAAUGAUUCCAAGAAUGCCCUGUUUGCAUUCGUGGAGUUUUGCAGUUCUCAUUUGAAAAGUGUAAUUUGUAGUCAACCGGAGACGUCGUUCUUGGAGCCUCAUUUUGAGAUAUCGUGACCAGGAUUCUAUUACUGA